AUUUUGGGAUAUCAAAUUCGCGCAAAACCGAUUUAACGCCAGAUCAAGGACCACAGUUGAUCCGUUAAUUUUUCUACGAAGAAAUUUUUAAAGAUCUUCGUCCAGGUGACUCUAUCUCGAUCGAGUGGACUAGUUUUUUAUCGCGUGCGUGGCGCGUAGUGGGGGUAGUAGCUGCGCAGGAACGCACGAAGGCACCGCGCUAGCACGUAGGUCAAGUUACGAUACUCUGCGCGCAUUCAGUUCGCGGGGAGCGCUCGUACAGUGCGCGUUGUUGUCCCGUGUUCCUCUAGAUGGUUGAUCACGUGGGAAACAUUGCGCCGAGUUUUCGCGAUUCCGUGGCGGAGAAGGGCCGAGGGAAAGGGAAUAAAUGUGCGCGAGUCCGUAAUGGACAACCCUAGCGGCGGAAGAGAUAGUCGGUACGCAAGUCUUGGCUACAGCAUGGGGAUGAUAGGCAGCGACGCUGGCUCGGAAAUGUACGGCCGACCGUCCACCUCCCAACUUACAACUUCUCAAAUAAGCCGCGGUGGCGCCACCAUGAUGGCAGCGGCGGCCGCUGCAGGCGCACCGAAUGCCGGCGUGGGAUCUGUACAGAGGGGUAUCAAGAGGACCACUUCGGACGUCUGUUACGAUGACAGUAACGCACGGCAGGCACUUUCGCAACAGCAGGCCAUGUCAAUGUCCACAGACUGUGUCCCCGAUAAUCUGGAGGAGUCAUUUACGAGUUUGGGCCAGCCGAAAAAGUCACCCCCCUCGAACGGUAAGAAGACCAAAGGACGGGUCAAGAUUAAAAUGGAGUACAUCGACAAUAAACUACGGAGGUAUACCACCUUUUCGAAGAGGAAAACCGGAAUCAUGAAGAAGGCGUACGAGCUGUCGACACUGACAGGUACACAGGUGAUGUUGCUGGUAGCCAGCGAGACCGGGCAUGUGUACACGUUUGCGACACGAAAGCUGCAGCCGAUGAUAACGAGCGAGGCCGGGAAGGCGUUGAUCCAGACCUGUCUGAACAGCCCGGACCCUCCCGCCUCCGGUUCCUCCGGUGACCAGAGGAUGUCCGCGACCGGGUUCGAGGAGACCGAACUGACCUACAACAUAGCCGACGACGAGCAGAAAGAAGACGGCACUUCACCUAGAUCGGACGUUUGCGCGAACGAAAGCGACGGAGAUACCAGCGAUGGCGAUUCUCCUGUGUCAAAGGAUCUCUCAAAAAAUCACUCAGGUAUAAUGUACCAGAUGCCACAGACAGUAAUUUACUCGCCGACUCCGGGGGUUCUACUCGGUAUCGGGCAAAACGGCCAGCCAGUGCAAAUCUCUCAAGAAGGAGGCACGGUAGCCCCGGUUAACUCGACGCAGAGUAAUCAACCGUUCAUCACGAUACCGCUGAACGUCGCGAUGAGUGCCGCCGGCUUGUCGCUUCCGGUUACAUCCAGGAUGAAUCUGUCGCCGUCGCCGCGAUCACCAACGACAUCGGCCACGUCCAGCUGCGAGCUACCAUCGGACCUGAGCAAAGAUCGUGAGUGAUAUAUCGCGGAUCGAGCCUCGAUUAAGAAAAAACCCUCCCCGAAGCUUGUCGCUCGACGAUGCAACAAAAGGCUUGACCCGACGAGAUUGGACGGGCCAUCUUUUUUCCAACGAUCGUUUCGGUUCACCAAAGAAGGUCGGAGCGAACCGUGACGCAUACAGAAACUCGGAAAUCUCGCGCGGAACAUUUUCUCUUCAGCGACGCGACGGGAUGACCUGUUUCGAUCGUACGUCCGAGCCGAAUUGAUCCGACGAUCGAAAUGGACGCGUUCUCUGCAAUGCUAUCGAUACAUACGGAUAAAAUUUGCUGCUUAUCGCGUACGAUCGACUGAUUUGUAUUUUGCAAAAUGAUGGAUUUUGUCGAGAUCUCCUUUGCGCUCGCGAUCUAGCUGGUCGCGACGGUAACGCGUUGCAACGCGCAGGUGCUUGUCAUUGGUCGAGGAUAUUCGUUUGAUGAAAUUUUGCGAAAUUAUCGGUACUGUGUUGUAUUUUAUAGAGGAUUGUAUAAAACCAGAGAACGAAUCAAAUUGCAACGAUGAAUACGUCGAGAGUAAGGGUAGCAAAUUUGCAUGGAUCUUUGCGUACGAUAUUAUGUACGUAAAUUAGCAUUGACCGAUGAUUGGUUGUAAUAUGAAAUUAUCAAUGCGCAUUGGUAUAAUUUUUGUUGAUACUGGACUUUGUUAGCCGACGUUUAAUCGAUAUUCGUGCAAUACUAGUCGAAGGUUUUAUCCAAUAACCGUUCCACGAAUUAAUUGUUUACGCUGUCUUCGUAGAAUUCGCCGCCUUUCCAGUUAUUAUUUAACGUUUCGUAAAUUACUUAAUAGAGAGAAAAGGAAUUCAAUAUUUUUUCAACGUUAAACGUUAUAUAGGGAUAUUUGAAGAUUCGUGGGAUCGGUGAGUCGAAUGAGACGCAUUCGAGUGCAGUAAUUUGAUAAUAAUAGAAAAAUGAGCAAGUAAUAAUAAAAUAUCGAAAUUUUAGCGAUACAUUUUAUGUAUCACGUGUGUUAUGUACUAUAAUUGUAUAUAUAUCAACGAUUCGAAGCUUGUAAUCUUUAACGUUUUCUUCUUUUGCAACGUAAAUCAUCACGAAACGAUUACAGAACUUAUAAGUUUAUAGCUCGAAGCGGUACACCAUUCGACUGCGGCGAUUUGUUCGCAAUUCUCAUCCUAGAAAACGCAAGUUCAUAUGGUUGUUCGCGAAUUAUUUGAAAGAAAAGGGGGAUAACUAAAGAGAGAUAUCGAAGAUCGAUGAAUCGUGUGGCGAUAAUGACUUCUCAAUCGUACAGGGUGCUUCUAAAAAUAAUCUAUAAGCUAGCGUUAUCGUUUUUUUUUUGAGCUAUAGAGAAGAAAAUAUUCGAUAUAUUUUCUAACACGGAAGUGCGAUUAACCAAAGACCUUUUUGGUUUAUUCGAAUUGUAUUAUUUAUUAGCUUACCCGGAUAAUGAUUCCUCGAGAAACAACGACGUGUUCGCGGUGUUACCGAAACGUAGAAAUUACACAAAUUCCUCGUGAAUCAGUCACAAAAUGUAAAAGGCGAUAAUAAUGUCUCCAGAUAAAUGAUCCGAACCGUUCAAUUAGUCAGUGAUAAUGUUGGCAAUCGUAACCGUUCGUUUAUACGAUCAUAAUGUUUAAUCAUUAACCGUAAAAUAGUGAUAAGCACGCAUCAUUAUCAGCCAAAUUGUUUCAACAGUAUUUUUAUUCACACAGUAAUCUCUAUUUUACACGAUAUGGAAAUAAAUCAUCAGCUUGUGAUAGAUAACACGCGAAAAGCUUGUAUUUUUUUACAAUGCACCUAUGAUUUUUACACGGAUAGUACUAUCGACACGCGCGAGGAACAUUGUCAAACUUACCAAAUGAAUUUCUUUCUUUUUUCCUUUGCUUUAUUAAACAAUAUUAAAGAUGCAACGCUUUCCUUUAAUGCGAAUUUAUUUUGCUUCUCUAAAUUUCAUCGAUAUUAUUUGAGAUAAACGUUAAUAGGUGAUGAAAGUAUUCUGGAAUGGUACCUGCUUAUUGAAACAAAAUUAGGAAGAGCGUAGUUUAGAAAAGAAGCAAAAUGAUAAUGUACUUUUUUUAAAAAUUAUCGAAUUUUUUUAUGUAUUUUAUAUAUUUACGUCUAAUCGAUAUUAUUUGAUAGUGCCUUCUUAGAGAAUUAAAAGAUGUUGGAAAAAAUUCAAGAAAAAACUUUAAUAUUACACUUAUAAGUACUAUGUGCUCCUUAGAAUGAAUUUUUUAAACUUAAUGCAGACGUAUUACGAAUUUUAUUAACUUUUCUCAUUAGGUAAUGCUAGUCAAAAGAUUGUAUUAUACCUAGUCAUUGAAAUGUGCAAUGAAACAUAAACAAGCAUUUAAUUUUUGUAUCGUAACAUUGCUCGAAGCAGCUGCAGAAUGUAAUAAAGUUACUUAAUGAAAAUUAAGAAACUAAAGUAUAAAAUCUGAUAAAAAUUUCAAUAAAACUCUAAAUUGAAAGAACCAAUCGCGGAACUUUUAACAAUCUGUUUCGAUAGAAACUUAUAUGAAUGAAAUGAAAUAUUCUAUCACCUGUACAUUGUAUAAAAUUAUCCUAACAUUGUUUUGAGCAGUGAAUACGUUGUAUGGAUUGCCAUAAGAAUAAGAGAUUUAUAAAAUGAACGAUAGUACGAUCCGUGGGAUAAUGUGAAAGAUUCUUAUGCCAAAAUCCAUACAUUCUCGUCCAAAAGGGAAUACCGUUGUAUCAUGCAUUUAUCAUAAAUAUCUUGAAAACAUCAAAUUUCACUUUAUAUCUUUCGAAAUUUUAGACACUGGCCUGUUCACACGAAUUACAUGACAGAAUUCAGGCAUUUCUUUUAUUAUUUCAUCUUGUUAUUGAUUAAAAUAAUCUUACGUAAAAUAGUGGAAGUUCGAUUUCGUUUCAUUUUAUUCCUUUCUUGAUCAUAAAUAUAUUUCAUAUACAGUAGUACGUAACUCGUUUUUAAAAAUGUUUCGCUAAACUUCGUUCUUAAAUACUUUGGUUUUGUUGUAAAUAAAUAAUACGUGAAACUUGUACAGUAAAAAUUCAUAAAACAAAUACUCACGGUUUUACGAGUACUAAAUUGAUUUUUUGUCAGCCUGUGAAUCGGCGACAGCAACCAAAAGUUCUAUUUUAACUUCGUUAGACAGUUUUUGAUAUUGAAAAACGACUCCUGUUAUUCCAAGAGAAUGAUAGAAAUUACUUACAACCUUCGUGCUUCCACGUGCAAUAAUUACAUCGAUAACUACCGUAAACAAUUUUCUCCUAUAAUGAGAAAUAUCCAAAAAGAUAAGGUACAUAUGGUGCACAUCGACCUAUUCAAAUGCGAAUGGAAUUCACCUUAAUCUCGCGUUAUGUAAAUUAAAGCCGAAAUGAAAGAGCAAAAGCAAGAAAAUUCAAACGAUAAUUUCUGCAUUCUGUUAUCGCACAAAUGCACACAUACUUUUUAAUGCCGCACCAUGCAAUAUUACAAGAUAAUUAUAGUUCGUAAAACGCAUGCUAUUUGAGAGUGAUUUUAUGAUCACAUAUGAAAAUAAUAUUUACAACAACUAAGGUAUUUAUAAAUCGUUCACGAGGCAAAUAUGGUAAAAUAAUAAUGGGACGAAACAAUUCGAGCGUUAUAACUUGUGUGUACACGUGUAAUUAUGAUGGAACUUUAUCGAAGUGCUAAAGGAAGAUGGAAUAAUGUUUGAAUGAAGGAACAUGAGAAAUGCGUUUGUGAACUAUUUUACUUUCGAAAAUUUUACUUCGUUUUUCUGCGUUAUUGUUAUCUACGCUUAACGAGUGUUCUUUACUUUCUUCGCCGUUUAUAUUUCUUUACAUUCGAUGCAGUAAAAUUAGAAAAUUUUACGAUAGCAUAAGAAUCAUUGGUUUUCAUGAAAUUUUAUGUUUCGGAUGUAAAGACGAGCAAUUAAUUUCUAAAAAAAUGAAGAGUAACACGCGAAUGAUGUCUUAUGAACCUCAUAAAGUGCAGUACCUCGAAAAAUUCGAUGGCCAUGGUUCGAGCUUAAUGUUUGUAUAAUAAUAGAGAAAUUCGUAUGUUCAGCAUGUCCGUUGGGAAUCCAAAUUCUCGACCAUCGUCGACGAAUGACAAAUUUAAAUGCCUUCUAUUUUAUAUACAAUUUAUAUAUACAUAUCUAUGUAAUAUACGCUGCGAGGGUUGUUUAAAUUUUUCUGGGAUUUUAUAAUUUUCUUAUGAAUAAAGACAUUUGAAGAAUAUUACAGGUAUUUUAUAUAAUCUUAUCAAGACAAAUAUCAAUACAAAAUUUUGAAUUUCUCAAGUAUUUAUAUCAGAGAUUAUUCAAUAUUUAAAGUAAAUUACAACUUAUUCCAAUUUUUUCCAAUCCUUAUAUCUCUGUCAAUAAUCUAAAGAUAUUUUGCCUAUUCUUACAAAUUCACCGAAACAUAAUUGUUAAUUCGUGAUAAAUAAACGUUAAACUUAAAGAUUUCUUAUAUAACAAAGGUCUUGCACACUUAUCAUAAUAAUUCUACUAGUGGAUAAAAAAAUGUUUAAAAAAUAUUACAUAGCAAACUUUAAUAUUUCCAUGUAUGUGUAUGAUGUAAUGUGUAUGUGUAAUAUUACAAAGAUCAUUCAAUGACUCAACCAAUCUGUUAUACAUGAAGGAAGAGAAAGAACUCCUGAAAUGUCAAAGAAAUAUAUCUAUGGUAAAUCAUCGAUUAUGUAACAAAUAAUUAUAUUCAUAACAAUCGCAAUCAUACUAUAGAUAAAAUUCCAACAACCCUCGGCUAUACAUGAAUUGCAAUGUUUUUUAUUACUUCUCUACUGUAAUAUAUAUUACAGCAUGAAGAAUGUUUGUAACGAAUGAACAUAUGUAGACAUAUCGUUGUUUUUUUACACUAACUUUACGUAAUGUACCGAUCAUGUAACAUUGUUAGAAUUGUUGUGACGAAUACGUCGAAUAUGAAGAAAUGAAAUAUAAUUAUUCGAAUUACAA
Bombus pascuorum is the source of this 6462-nucleotide messenger RNA. It is a transcript of the gene bs, whose product is annotated as serum response factor homolog. Gene Ontology annotation, molecular function: DNA-binding transcription factor activity, RNA polymerase II-specific; protein dimerization activity; RNA polymerase II cis-regulatory region sequence-specific DNA binding. NCBI's taxonomy places the organism in Eukaryota, Metazoa, Arthropoda, Insecta, Hymenoptera, Apidae. The record is from RefSeq and is a predicted model, not a curated record. Gene Ontology annotation, biological process: positive regulation of transcription by RNA polymerase II. Bases 385 to 1521 code for a protein of 378 amino acids. The transcript is spliced from 5 exons.